AUUUUCAAGGAUACAUACAAACACACUCCCGUUAUUAUCGACAGUUACAUUUGUUCAGUUUGACUCGAUAACCAAGGUGUUUGGUGCCUGGCUGCUUGAUUUCCAAUCCGAUAAAACAAAGCAAAGCAAAAACAAUAAAAACUGAAUUUUUUUUUUAAAAAAACACCAGUGAUAAUCUCUCUCAGGCAACCCAAGAAGCCAGACAAGGAGAUAACGAUGAAGCAUCUUAGGGUUUUCUUCUUCGCUCUCCUCCUCCUCGCUUCUCCUCUCCUUCAAGUUGCUACGUGUCAGUCAGAUUCAGAUGCUGAAGUCGCAGAGACUGCGGAAGAAGUCAGUGAUCUUGGGAUUGUUGGUGAGGAUGCACAGGAUUUUGGUGAUGCGAAUUUUAGCCCAGCUCCAGGAGUCGAGACAGUCUGUGUUUUCCCCAAAAACAGUGCACGUUUGGUGACGGCUGGAGAAGAGACUGAACUAUUAGUUGGAAUGAAAAAUGAUGGGGAGUUGCCCAUAACUGUCAUUGCAAUUAGGGCCAGUGUUCAUCUUCCUUUUGAUCAUAAGCUACUGGUUCAGAAUCUCUCUGCUCAGGGCUUCAACAAUGCAACUGUUCCAGCCUCUGCUCAGGCUACCUUCCCAUAUAUCUUUGGUGUCAGCAAGUACUUGCAGCCCGGAAGCUUCGAUCUUGUAGGCACCAUUGUUUACGAGAUAGACCAGCAUCCAUACCAAAGUACCUUCCACAAUGGUACCAUUGAAGUUGUUGACUCUGGUGUUUUCCUAAGCAUGGAGUCAGUUUUUCUUAUUACCCUUGGAAUUGCCCUUCUUGUCCUCUUUGGUCUAUGGGUUAAUGGUCAAAUACAGAAUCUUUCUAAGAAAACUAAGAGGGCUCCGAAAGUGGAGGUUGGAACUGGGACUAGAGAUGCCUCCAUGGAUGAAUGGCUUGAGGGAACAGCAUUGGCCAAGUCACAAUCCCAGAAGUCAAAGAAGAAGAAGUAAACAGUGGCGCAUACCCAGUUUCAGCUGGGCAAGGCACUGUAGAAGAGUGCAAGCUCUUGUAACUGACACUAGGCAUUUGGAAAUUCUAAGAGAGCCCAUGAAAUGAAUUAGUCCUGAAAUUUAGUUCACUAAAGUCCUGCCUCGCAUUUGUAGCAUGUGAAAGAAAUUUUCUAGUUUUUUAUUUCCUGGUGAAUUUUUGAAAGUUGAGCCUUUUUGAAGAAAACUCCGAGGUAGGAAGGAUAUCAUUGUCGUGAAUUUAGCGAACUGCCUUAUAUAUCACACGUUCUUUUUUAUUAUUUCA
Messenger RNA from Populus nigra (black poplar), 1288 nucleotides. RefSeq names its product translocon-associated protein subunit alpha-like. The transcript has 8 exons. The coding region runs from base 217 to 987 and encodes 256 amino acids. The record is from RefSeq and is a predicted model, not a curated record. Gene Ontology annotation, cellular component: endoplasmic reticulum membrane; endoplasmic reticulum. Lineage: Eukaryota; Viridiplantae; Streptophyta; Magnoliopsida; Malpighiales; Salicaceae.